This is a messenger RNA of Chondrus crispus (carragheen), 513 nucleotides long. RefSeq lists its product as hypothetical. NCBI's taxonomy places the organism in Eukaryota, Rhodophyta, Florideophyceae, Gigartinales, Gigartinaceae. The record is from RefSeq and is a predicted model, not a curated record. The coding region runs from base 1 to 513 and encodes 170 amino acids. The transcript has a single exon.
AUGGGGCGGGGGAAGGAAAGACAGGUCUGGGAGAAGGGGAAGGCAUGUUGUACGUACCGCCUGCGACGGGGAACGCAGGGCGUGAGGACAGAGGCCGGGGAGGUGGGGAAGGAGGUGCUGCAGGUGUGGAAUUGUACGCGCCCAGGGAGGCGGGGCAGAGGCGAUAAUAGAGCUGCCACGUGUCUGGUGGUUUCGUGCAAGCAAUUUGCCGUAUGUACUGUACUCUGGGGUCACCGUGAGUCGCCUCAUGCCGCCGAAUAUUUCCCGAAUCUCCGAAGCCGUUACACAUUCAACACGUGUACCACAGAGGGCCCCCGCAAUUCGCGUAUCUGCCUCUUGUACGAGCACAACCCAUUCGACCUCUGCACAAACACUUUGCUGUUGCUCUACUUUGCUUCCCCCUGCACUUCCUGCCCCUGCUACACAUCUCCGUCCCAACCACUAUCUGCUUGUCUGUUCUCUAUCCUUCAUUAUGGCAUCCCCAGACUUAGUCCCUUCCAAGUCCAUCUCUGA